AUGGCACCUCACGCUCUCUCUCCUGCCGUCCAUUCGGAGGCCGCUUCACCGGCACCUACGCAAGCACAGUCCGACAUUACCGUCCUCGCAUCGUCUCGAGCAGUAAUCAAAGGCCAUCUUACAGCCGCAACAAUAGUCAUUUCUACUGUCACAGGCAAGAUCCAGUCGAUCUGGGAGUCAGUCUUGCCCGCUUCGUCGUUCCCUGCUGGGACUCCGUAUGUCGACCACUCGCCGCACAUCUUGAUGCCAGGAUUGGUAGAUGCACAUGUGCAUUUGAAUGAGCCAGGAAGAACAGAAUGGGAAGGCUUUUGGACAGGAACACGAGCAGCUGCUUUUGGUGGUGUAACAACAGUGGUGGACAUGCCUCUCAAUGCCAUUCCCCCCACUACGACGGUCGCAGGGUUCGAGGAGAAGAUUGCUGCUGCUAAAGGAAAGUGCUGGGUUGAUGUUGGCUUCUAUGGCGGUAUCAUCCCUGGCAAUGUCGAAGAAUUAAAGCCAUUGGUCAAGAUGGGUGUCCGAGGCUUCAAAGGUUUCCUCAUCGAUAGUGGUGUCGAAGAGUUCCCCGCCGUAUCCUCCGAAGACAUUGCCAAAGUUUUCCGCGAGCUUGGUGAUGAGCCCACGACAGUCAUGUUCCACGCAGAAAUGAUUCCCCCAGUCACAAAAUCCGUCGGCGACGAUGUACAAAUAUCAGACCCUCCUAUGGUUCCAUCCGGCCCUCUGGACGUCUACCAGACCUUCCUCGAUUCGCGUCCAUCAACAUUCGAGACAUAUGCCAUUUUGGAAAUUUUGAGUUUGGCACAUCUAGCACCUCAAUUGCCUUUGCACAUUGUGCAUCUGUCAGCUAUUGAGGCUAUUCCAAUGCUGCGUGAGGCUCGUGCCAAGGGUGUCAAUAUUACAGCAGAGACAUGUUUCCACUACCUGUCGCUCGCAGCAGAGGCCAUCAAGAACGGAGACACAAGACACAAGUGCUGCCCACCCAUCCGCAGCCAAAGCAACCAAGACGGACUCUGGCAGGAGAUGUGCAGACCCGACGACAGCGUCAUCAAGACCGUAGUCUCUGACCACUCUCCCUGCACACCCAACCUCAAACUUCUUCCCGCAAACGUACCUGGUGCCAUUGAGACCACCAGCAAAAAAGGCGAAGGAGACUUCUUCUCCGCAUGGGGCGGCAUCAGCAGUGUAGGUCUGGGCAUCAGUGUUCUCUGGACCGAAGCCGCCGCCCGCAACAUCACCAUUGAAGACGUGGUGCGCUGGUGCUGUCUCAACACUGCCAAGCAAGUCGGUCUCGAACACCAAAAGGGAGAUAUUGCUGUUGGUCUCGACGGUGAUAUUGCAGUCUUUGACGACAAGGCUGAGUUUGUUGUUCAGCCCAACACUAUGCUUUUCCGCAAUAAGUGCAGUCCUUACCAGGACAAGACUCUAAAAGGUGUUGUCAAGGAGACUUGGCUUCGUGGUCGCAGAAUCCAUACUCGCGAGCAAGGGUUCGUGGAGAAGACUGGUCCUGCUGGACAGCUUCUGCUCGAGCCAAGAGUCAAGGCCGAGGUGUAA
Aureobasidium melanogenum CBS 110374 is the source of this 1548-nucleotide messenger RNA. RefSeq names its product allantoinase, mitochondrial precursor. Gene Ontology annotation, cellular component: cytoplasm. The transcript is spliced from 2 exons. Gene Ontology annotation, biological process: allantoin catabolic process; purine nucleobase catabolic process. Lineage: Eukaryota; Fungi; Ascomycota; Dothideomycetes; Dothideales; Saccotheciaceae. The record is from RefSeq and is a predicted model, not a curated record. Gene Ontology annotation, molecular function: zinc ion binding; allantoinase activity; cobalt ion binding. Bases 1 to 1548 code for a protein of 515 amino acids.